Messenger RNA from Ochotona curzoniae (black-lipped pika), 4460 nucleotides. It is a transcript of the gene XPOT, whose product is annotated as exportin for tRNA. Gene Ontology annotation, biological process: intracellular protein transport; tRNA re-export from nucleus. The record is from RefSeq and is a predicted model, not a curated record. Bases 351 to 3239 code for a protein of 962 amino acids. The transcript has 25 exons. Gene Ontology annotation, molecular function: small GTPase binding; tRNA binding. Gene Ontology annotation, cellular component: nuclear pore; nuclear matrix; cytoplasm. Lineage: Eukaryota; Metazoa; Chordata; Mammalia; Lagomorpha; Ochotonidae.
GACUCAGCGGCGGCGUCCGCCGGCCCUCGCGCUCUCCGCUUUGGUGGGGCGCCGACUCCGCCCGCCCGCUCGCUCGCUGGCCUGCCAGGCGACGCGGCGAGAGGCGCGCGGCCGCGGCCAGCUCGCUCCCCGGCGUUGGCUCUUGCGGUCGUGGCGGUGGAGUGCGGCGACCGGGACGAGGGCCGCUCCUCCUGCUCCCGGCGUGCGGCGCCGCUCGGCCCGGCUCAGCGGCCCUGGGCAUUGCAGGCGGCAGGACGAGAUGGAGUGAUCGGGAAGAUGUUUAUAGAUUCUUCUCUGGGAUCAGAGGGCACGCCUGUUGUAACCCGACAACUGCAAGUAUAGCAGCAGGGAUGGAUGAACAGGCUCUGUUAGGGCUGAAUCCGAAUGCUGAUUCAGACUUCAGACAAAGGGCUCUGGCCUAUUUUGAGCAGUUGAAGAUUUCCCCAGAUGCCUGGCAAGUGUGUGCAGAAGCUCUAGCCCAGAGGACUUACAGUGAUGAUCACAUAAAGUUUUUCUGCUUUCAAGUACUAGAACAUCAAGUUAAAUACAAAUAUUCAGAAUUAACCACUGUUCAACAACAACUAAUUAGGGAGACGCUCGUGUCUUGGCUGCAAGCUCAGAUGCUGAAUCCCCAACCAGAGAAGACGUUUAUACGAAAUAAAGCAGCCCAAGUCUUCGCCUUGCUUUUUGUUACAGAAUAUCUCACUAAAUGGCCCAAGUUUUUUUUCGACAUUCUCUCAGUUGUGGACCUCAAUCCAAGGGGAGUGGAUCUGUACCUCCGAAUCCUCAUGGCUAUAGACUCCGAGUUGGUGGAUCGUGAUGUGGUUCACACAUCUGAGGAGGCUCGUAGGAAUACUCUAAUAAAAGAUACCAUGAGGGAACAGUGCAUUCCAAACCUAGUGGAAUCAUGGUACCAAAUCUUACAAAAUUAUCAGUAUACUAAUUCAGAAGUGACAUGUCAGUGCCUUGAAGUAGUUGGGGCUUACGUCUCUUGGAUAGACUUAUCCCUUAUAGCCAAUGAUAGGUUUAUAAAUAUGCUGCUAGGACAUAUGUCAAUAGAAGUUCUACGGGAAGAAGCAUGUGACUGUUUAUAUGAAAUUGUAAAUAAAGGAAUGGACCCUGUUGAUAAAAUGAAACUAGUAGAAUCUUUGUGUCAAGUAUUACAGUCUGCUGGGUUUUUCAGCAUUGACCAGGAAGAAGAUGUUGACUUCCUGGCCAGGUUUUCUAAGCUGGUAAAUGGAAUGGGACAGUCAUUGAUAGUUAGCUGGACUAAAUUAAUUAAGAGUGGGGAUAUCAAGAAUGCUCAGGAGGCACUACAAGCUAUUGAAACAAAAGUGGCGCUAAUGUUACAACUUCUGAUUCAUGAAGAUGACGACAUCUCCUCUAACAUUAUUGGGUUUUGUUACGAUUAUCUUCAUAUUUUGAAACAGCUUGCAGUGCUCUCAGAUCAGCAAAAAGCAAAUGUAGAGGCAAUCAUGUUGGCCGUUGUGAAAAAAUUGACUUAUGAUGAAGAGUAUAACUUUGAAAAUGAGGGUGAAGAUGAAGCCAUGUUUGUAGAAUAUAGGAAACAACUGAAGUUACUGUUGGACAGGCUUGCUCAAGUCUCACCAGAGUUACUGCUGGCUUCUGUUCGCAGAGUUUUUAGUUCUACACUGCAGAACUGGCAGACCACACGGUUUAUGGAAGUUGAAGUAGCAAUAAGAUUGCUGUAUAUGUUGGCAGAAGCUCUCCCAGUAUCUCAUGGUGCUCACUUCUCAGGUGAUGUUUCAAAAGCUAGUGCUUUGCAGGAUAUGAUGCGAACUUUGGUGACAUCAGGAGUCAGUUCCUAUCAGCACACAUCUGUGACAUUGGAAUUCUUCGAAACUGUUGUUAGAUAUGAAAAGUUUUUCACAGUUGAACCUCAACACAUUCCAUGUGUACUAAUGGCUUUCUUAGAUCACCGAGGUCUGCGGCAUUCUAGUGCAAAAGUACGAAGCAGAACUGCUUACCUGUUUUCCAGAUUCGUCAAAUCUCUCAAUAAACAGAUGAAUCCUUUCAUUGAGGAUAUUUUGAAUAGAAUACAGGAUUUGCUAGAACUUUCUCCACCUGAAAAUGGCUACCAGUCCUUGUUGAGCAGUGAUGAUCAGCUGUUUAUUUAUGAGACAGCUGGAGUGCUGAUUGUGAAUAGUGAAUACGUAGCAGAAAGGAAGCAAGCACUGAUGAGGAACCUGCUGACUCCACUGAUGGAGAAGUUUAAAAUUCUGUUAGAAAAACUUAUGCUGUCACAGGAUGAAGAAAGACAGGCAUGUCUAGCAGAUUGUCUCAACCAUGCUGUUGGAUUUGCCAGCCGGACCAGCAAAGCUUUCAGCAACAAGCAGACUGUGAAACAAUGUGGCUGUUCCGAAGUUUAUCUGGACUGUUUACAAACCUUCUUGCCAGCCCUCAGCUGUCCCUUACAAAAGGACAUUCUUAGAAGUGGAGUUCGCACUUUCCUUCAUCGAAUGAUAAUUUGCCUGGAGGAAGAAGUUCUUCCGUUCAUCCCAUCUGCCUCAGAGCAUAUGCUCAAAGACUGUGAAGCGAAAGACUUGCAGGAGUUCAUUCCUCUCAUCAACCAGAUUACAGCCAAAUUUAAGGCACAGGUGUCCCCCUUUCUGCAGCAGAUGUUCAUGCCCCUGCUCCAUGCAAUUUUUGAAGUGCUGCUCCGACCAGCAGAAGAAAACGACCAGUCUGCUGCCUUGGAGAAGCAGAUGCUGCGGAGGAGUUACUUUGCUUUCCUGCAGACAGUCACAGGCAGUGGAAUGAGUGAAGUGAUAGCGAACCAAGGUGCAGAACAUGUGGAACGAGUGCUAGUAACUGUGAUCCAAGGAGCAGUUGACUAUCCAGAUCCAAUUGCCCAGAAAACGUGUUUUAUCAUCCUUUCAAAGUUGGUGGAACUUUGGGGUGGUAAAGAUGGACCAGUGGGAUUUGCUGAUUUUGUUUACAAGCACAUAGUCCCUGCGUGUUUCCUAGCACCUUUGAAACAAACCUUUGACCUGGCAGAUGCACAGACAGUGUUGGCCUUAUCUGAGUGUGCGGUGACACUGAAAACUAUUCAUCUCAAGCGGGGCCCAGAGUGUGUUCAGUACCUUCAGCAAGAAUACCUGCCUUCUUUGCAAGUGGCUCCAGAAAUAAUUCAGGAGUUCUGUCAAGCACUUCAGCAGCCUGAUGCUAAAGUUUUCAAAAAUUACCUAAAGGUGUUCUUCCAGAGAGCAAAGCCCUAAGGACUGGAUUUCCCUGUGCCUGACUUCCUGAAAAGAAAUUAGCUAUUUAUGAAGCAGUUUUUGUGUGCCAUUCACACUCAUCUUUUUAACAUUUUUUGAGCUUAUUGCAGUGUAUGUAUUUGGAUUUUCUGUAAAAUGGGUGUAAUUUUCCCUAAAUGACAGGUAUGUGACAAGAGGAGUUGCAUGCCAGCUAAAAUUGUUAUAUGUAAAAUGCUGUUAAAAGGUAGCAGUUACCUUCAGUACCUUAAUUUUUUUUUAUUUGGAACUUCAUGUCAAAUUCUUUAUAAAAACCAUAGCAGUGAAAAACAGUGUACUUUUAAAGUAUAGAGGAAAUAUAAUAAUCAAAACUAAUUUUUUGUAGAUAACCAUUACAUUUCUUUAAGCUGUUUCAAUGCCAAUAUGUAUUCUACAAAACAGAAUGGUUUCAUAAAUUAAUCAAUUAAAAAAAGUAGGUGAUGGUAUUACACUUUUUUUAAUAAAAUAGUAAAUAAAUUUUAUGUAGUGAAAUCUACCAAGUCUUUUCUGGAAUUAUUAUAAAUACUUUAGCCUUAAUUUCUCAUCUUAAUGUUUCCUUGAUUUCCCACUUCAAUAUAUGUAAAGCUGAGUGUGAAUUUCCUGUUUCAUUUUAUUAGACUUCUAUAAAAUUAUAGGCAGCUUAGUUCUGUAAAAAGAGUUUUGUAAGAAUGCACUAAAAAAAGACUCUGUGAAUCUGAUGAUAAAAUUCCAAGUUUUUACCCUCAUGCUUUGAUUGGAUGGCGUAGUAGAGUACAGCACACCUAUGUGUUUAUGAUGUGUGUGAAUAUUAACUGGACACUUUAAUUACCACAAGUAUUUCCUCCUACCUUUCUUCAUUUUUGUUCACUUCAGAAAGCAAGAGAAAAAAUGAUAAUAUUAGUACUAGCAUUGAAUAGGUGCGAAGAGGGGCCAAAUCGCAGCAGAAUGUUGCAGCCAUGGAAGUCCUCCUGUUAAAGCUUUCAGUAGGAGUUUGUACCUUUGGCCAGUGGGUGCCCUGGGGCUUUCGUGGGUGGGCUUCCAUGGCCUAGAAAUUCGUUAACAUUAUGUUCUAAUAUGCGAACAGGAAUCUUUUUCUGAUUCUAAUUCCAUGAGGAAUUUUAAGGAUUUCCUUUAUAUCAUGAAAUAAACUAAAUUGACAGUUCAUUGUAAAAAUAUAUCAGUGAAACAAAUGUGUAUUAUACCUCAAUAAAAAUGUUUUUAAAAGUA